Orbilia oligospora ATCC 24927 is the source of this 2133-nucleotide messenger RNA. RefSeq lists its product as uncharacterized. Gene Ontology annotation, molecular function: DNA binding; zinc ion binding; DNA-binding transcription factor activity, RNA polymerase II-specific. Gene Ontology annotation, biological process: regulation of DNA-templated transcription; DNA-templated transcription. Lineage: Eukaryota; Fungi; Ascomycota; Orbiliomycetes; Orbiliales; Orbiliaceae. The record is from RefSeq and is a predicted model, not a curated record. The transcript has 3 exons. Bases 1 to 2133 code for a protein of 710 amino acids.
AUGUCAUUCCCGUCUCUUACCCCGAACUUAAACAACGGGGACGACGGAUUAAAAAUAUGGAGCUGCACGAACUGUCGCCGCCGAAAAGUACGAUGCGACAGAAAAGAUCCUUGCAUCCACUGCAGUAAAAACAAUAUCGAAUGCACAUUUCCUAUUGCUGGCCGGGUUCCCCGUCGCAAUAUUCGGGGAGUUUCAAAACCCCACAAGAUUGCACCUAAACAUCAGGAAUUAUUGAGUCGCUUGAGGAAUCUUGAGGAUAUGGUUUCGCAACUUGGAUCUCAGAUUGAAUAUGCAGCUAUUGAUAUAUCGGCUAAUAACGAUGCUCUCGAUUCAUUAUCUACUCCGGAAGAUUUAGUCCGGAUCGAAACGCCAUCAGCCCCUCCUAGAAGUCUAUCUGAUAAAACACAGUCUAAUACACCUCAGGAGUCCGACAACAUGAUCCUUGAAAAUAAUGGAAAUCUAAUCGUAGGAGAUCGUUUCUGGACCAUAUUUUGUGGGGAGGUUGAACGUAUAUUUGAAGCUGCCCGAGGUCCAGAGCCAUAUUCAUUCGAGAUUCAUAACGACUCGAAUGCAGAAUCGAGCUCGGGCUCUCGAAGCCAUAUCAACUAUUACAAUUUCCUCCUACGACAAGCUGACUCCGCUGCCAAAUAUGACUUAAUCCAUCCCCACCCAUCACAGUUACUGCUGCUCUGGCAAACAUAUGUCGAUGAUAUCGACCCCUUCAUUAAAAUCCUUCAUAUCCCCUCUAUGACGAGGCUCAUACGAGACCUGAGAGGCCAAUACCACUCUCUAAAACCGGCCACGGAGGCUCUUAUAUUUUCUAUAUCCUUCGCUUCCAUAUCCAUAUCGACUGAAAAUGAUAUUUCUCCACACUUCAAUACUACCAAGGAAGAGCUGCUAUCUCGUUAUCGACUAUACACAGAACAAGCAUUCGAGAAAGCCAGAAUAAUUACUAGCGAUAGCAUCGAAUCAGUUCAAGCACUCGCCAUAUACAUCUACGCUCUACGGUCAAAUGAAGAACAUAAAUUUAUAUGGACACUGAGUGGUACCCUGCUAAGGAUGGCUCUACGUCUAAAUCUCCAUAGUGACGUAAAACCCCCAACAGGUGCUAACGCCUUAGAAACAGAAAAUCAAAGGAGAUUGUGGUGGCAAAUUUGUUUAAGUGACUCGACUUCUCUUUCUGGUGUCACGAGACAAUCUGGUAUCGCUGGUCUUUCUAAAUUCCAGAUCUCAGAAGAUAUGUUCGAUACUCCAAUGCCUUCCAAUAUAGACGACGCAAAUAUCCGCAACAGUAUUCUCGAAAUACAAAAUACAACUCCUGGAAGGACAGAUCUUACGAUCUUCCUAAUAAGAUGUGAGAUUUGGCGACUUUCUCGUCGUCUGCAAGCUCUCUUAAAUGUUCGGAAAGACACCCACGGGACACCAGAAGACCCAAUGGAAUUUUUCAAAGACGCCCAGGCCCAGAUUGCAGAAACAUAUGCAAAACACCUUCGUCUAGAUAUCCCACUCGAUAAUUUCGUAAAGACAAUGACCCAGUUAUUCUUUUCGAAAGUCGAGCUACGCCUUCUAGAAACUUUACCUCCUGAUGACCAGAAAUUUGCACCGAACGCUCAAUUUCUGGUGCAAAACAGAUUUUUUACACUGGCCCUCUCGAUUCUCAAUGAUACCUACUCUCUUCAGCACGAGCCAUUAUGGAAACCCUGGAAUUGGCAUAUCCGGGAUCAGACACAACCAUACCACGCUCUUUCCAUCAUCUUGAACACGAUCUGUCGCCAACCGUGGGAUUCAAAAUUUGAAGAAGCCUUAACAUCAGCUAUAAGGUCGAUUGACGCAGUACCAGAAGGAACCCCUCAGCAUCGUUACUUUACAAACCUAUUGAGUGCCGCCCAGUCUCACAAAGGGAGCUACGUCACUCAAAAUGUUGCAAAUUUAGAGAUAACGAACCAAUCAGAUCAAGGCUCAUCUAUGCCGCUGCCUCCGCCCGAUGAGUUUCUACCGGCACUAUAUUCGAACGAUUUUGAUUUCACCAUGCUUAGCGACACUAGGGCAUCCACAUCUACCAAUAUUGAAGCCUGGGAUGACAUGGUAAAUCUUUUCGACCCUUGGGAAUCCGGGGAUAUCGGGGGAAUGUAA